Messenger RNA from Mya arenaria, 642 nucleotides. RefSeq lists its product as uncharacterized. The transcript has 2 exons. The coding region runs from base 1 to 642 and encodes 213 amino acids. The record is from RefSeq and is a predicted model, not a curated record. Lineage: Eukaryota; Metazoa; Mollusca; Bivalvia; Myida; Myidae.
AUGGAGGGCACGACAUGCCACUGGUCAUCUCUGAUACACAUCAGACCUCAGACAUGCGGGCCAUUUCAGGUCAAAAGCGUUUCAGUACAAAAUGUUAAAAGAUCCUCGCCUAACGCAUCGAACAGUCCAAACAUUCAGAGAUCCCCGCCUAUCGCAUCGAACAGCCCAAACGUUCAGAGAUCCCCGCCUGACGCAUCGAACAGUCCAAACGUUCAGAGAUCCCCGCCUAACGCAUCGAACAGUCCAAACGUUCAGAGAUCCCCGCCUGACGCAUCGAACAGCCCAAACGUUCAGAGAUCCCCGCCUGACACAUCGAACAGCCCAAACGUUCAGAGAUCACCGCCUAACGCAUCGAACAGUCCAAACGUUCAGAGAUCCCCACCUACCGCAUCAAACAGUCCAAACGUUCAGAGAUCCCCGCCUAACGCAUCGAACAGUCCAAACGUUCAGAGAUCCCCGCCGAACGCAUCGAACAGUCCAAACGUUCAGAGAUCCCCGCCUAACGCAUCGAACAGUCCAAACGUUCAGAGAUCACCGCCUAACGCAUCGAACAGUCCAAACGUUCAGAGAUCCCCGCCUAACGCACCGAACAGUCAAAACGUUCAGAGAUCCCCGCCUAACGCAUUGAACACUCCAAACUAG